Megalobrama amblycephala (Wuchang bream) is the source of this 2313-nucleotide messenger RNA. RefSeq lists its product as uncharacterized. The transcript is spliced from 18 exons. The record is from RefSeq and is a predicted model, not a curated record. NCBI's taxonomy places the organism in Eukaryota, Metazoa, Chordata, Actinopteri, Cypriniformes, Xenocyprididae. The coding region runs from base 1 to 2007 and encodes 668 amino acids.
AUGAGCUGCACUUAUACAUACCCUACUGGACAUCAGAUCAUGAAAGUGUUCUGGACCAAAGGCUCAUUACAAGAGGGAAAAGAGCCUCCAGAUCUGUCUGAGGACACUGAAUACAGUCAGAGGCUUCAGUAUCUGGGAGAUAAACAGCAGAACUGCACCAUCAGACUGAGUCAUGCUGUUGAUCCAUGCACCAACGCUCCUAAAAUGAACAUCCCUCUGUAUGAGAAUGUUACAGUUUAUGAGAAUGUUACUAGUUUCAGUGCACUACAGAGUGGACGCUUCUACUGUCAGGCUCACAAUCAACAUGGAUCUCAGAGAUCAGACGCUGUAACUGUGACUGUUAAAGGACAUCUGGUGAUAUUAUACAUAUCCAUUGGAGUGGUUUGUGGAGCUGCAGUGAUCAUCAUGAUGCUGGUUUGGAGAAUCAGGAGGAUGAAAAAGAGAAAUGACACACAGGAGUCUCAGAUGGUUGAUUCCAGACCUCAUCAUGACAGACACAAAGAUUGUGAUGUUGAAUUGAGUGAUCCUGUGUAUGAGAAUGUAACGAUCAUGAAAGUGUUCUGGACCAAAGGCCCAUUACAAGAGGGAAAAGAGCCUCCAGAUCUGUCUGAGGACACUGAAUACAGUCAGAGGCUUCAGUAUCUGGGAGAUAAACAGCAGAACUGCACCAUCAGACUGAGUCAUGCUGUUCAUCCAUGCACUUACGCUCCUAAAAUGAACAUCCCUCUGUAUGAGAAUGUUACAGUUUAUGAGAAUGUUACUACUAACAGGAAUAUGCUGUAUGAUGGCAUUUUACAGUCUUUAUGUGACUGUGUGGGUGUUGAUAUGGUGACAUCAGUCAGAAUGGCUCCUCCUCUUCCUCUGAUCUUUCUGCUCAUGAUUCACGGGGUUUCUAGUGCUGAUUGGGGUGUGAGUUACAGUCCUUCACACAUCUGUGCACUAAAGGACUCAUCAGUGAUAAUGAACUGCACUUAUACAUACCCUACUGGACAUCAGAUCAUGAAAGUCUUCUGGACUAAAACACAGGAAAAAGUUAAUGGAGAGUAUCCAGAUCUGUCUAAUGACACAGAAUACAGUCAGAGGCUUCAGUAUCUGGGAGAUAAACAGCAGAACUGCAUCAUGAGACUGAGUCAUGUGACACUGAAUGAUUCACACGAAUACUAUUUCAGAUUCUUCACUGAUAAAGACAAAUGGAUUGGUGAUCCAGGAGUGACUCUUACUGUCACAGAUCUUCAGGUGGAGUCUCCUGAGAGAGUGACAGAGGGAGAUUCAGUCCGUCUGACAUGUAAAAGCAGCUGCACUCUGACUGACAGAGCAACAUUCAUCUGGUACAGAAACUCACAGCCAUUAACUGAGAGAAGAGACAGAAACAAUGAACUCCUGCUGCAGUCAGUCAGAAGAGAGGAUGCAGGCAGAUAUAGCUGUGCUGUACACGGACACAAUCACAUCUCUCCUGCUGUUCAGCUCAAUGUCACGUACCCACCCAGGAACGUCUCAGUGUUGAUAAAUGGAUCUGAUGAAAUAGUGUCAGGAGAUUCAGUGACUCUGAUCUGCAGCAGUGAUUCAAACCCUCCUGCUCUGAACUUCAGCUGGUUUAAGGAGAAUGAAAGCUCAGCUGUUGGAUCUGGACAGAGUUUCAGUGCACUACAGAGUGGACGCUUCUACUGUCAGGCUCACAAUCAACAUGGAUCUCAGAGAUCAGACGCUGUAACUGUGACUGUUAAAGGACAUCUGGUGAUAUUAUACAUAUCCAUUGGAGUGGUUUGUGGAGCUGCAGUGAUCAUCAUGAUGCUGGUUUGGGGAAUCAGGUGGAUGAAAAAGAGAAAUGACACACAGGAGUCUCAGAUGGUUGAUUCCAGACCUCAUCAUGACAGACACAAAGCUUGUGGUGUUGAAUUGAGUAAUCCUGUGUAUGAGAAUGUAACGGCUGAUCAACUUGAUGAUUGUAAACCUGAACUGAACUCGUCUGUGUAUGAAAAUCUUCCACAUAACAACAAGAGGCUGUAAUGUUUUGAACACACAGCAAAUAUUACAGCCUUUAUGCAUCUCUUUGUGGGCGGAGCCCUGAAUGAUUGACAGGAGUGCUGUGAUGACACGUGACUGAAGUAAUUUGAGGAUCAUGUUAAUCAAACAAAAAAAGACAAAGAGAAAAUCACUUACCGCUCUUGACUGAUUAACUAAUGUAGUUUUAAUUGAUUAAUCUGUAUGUCAUUUUAACAAUGAAGAUUAUCCAAUGUUAUUUUAAAUUUAAUUACUCUUUCUUUUUUCAGUUUAUUACCUGAAUACUUCUGUUAGACCUACCUGAAAAAUAAA